This is a messenger RNA of Salarias fasciatus (jewelled blenny), 2362 nucleotides long. Its product is annotated as palmdelphin-like. The record is from RefSeq and is a predicted model, not a curated record. NCBI's taxonomy places the organism in Eukaryota, Metazoa, Chordata, Actinopteri, Blenniiformes, Blenniidae. Gene Ontology annotation, cellular component: membrane; cytoplasm. Gene Ontology annotation, biological process: regulation of cell shape.
AGCGAGCUCCCUGCUCCAGCCUGCAGGCCGUCAUGGAGGAGGCUGACCUGCUGAAGGAGCGGCUCCAGGCCAUCACGGACAAGAGAAGAAUCCAGGAGGACAUCGCCAAGAAGCGACGGCAGAUCGAGGAGGAGAAGCUGAAGCUGCAGUACAUCAAGAAAAAAGCGCUGCGGGACCAGUGGCUGAUGGACGGCGUGAGCCAGCAGUCGGAGGAGGAGCAGGAGGCCAUGAGGCUGCAGGCGCAGGAGGACCAGCAGCAGAGCGACCAGCUGCAGAGCAACAUCCUCAGGAUAGAGAAGGAGAUCGAGGCCUUGGAAACACAGGAGCUCAGCAUCUCAGCCAAUGAGGAGACGGUCCUGAAGCGGCUGAAGGAGGUGGAGCGAACGGCGGAGGACAUCAUCAAGGAGCUAAAGGAAGAGUUCCUCUCAGUCCCAGACAUCCCAUCAUUCGUCCCAGCAGCGGUGGAGCCAGUCCGACCCGCCGGCCGGCCUGCUGAGGACGAACCGAAGAGAGCUACCUUUGCCAUGGAAAUCAGUGUGGAACAUGACAGGAGAACCGGGAAAUGUGAGGUGGUCUCCACCGCCACCGUCCCCGCCGGAAGCUUUCCAGAGAGGGGCUUGAAGGUCUACGAGGAUGGCCGCAGGUCCGUGUACGCCCUGCCAGCAGAGGGCGCCGAAGCCCACCCGGAGCUGGGAGAGAUGACCCUCUCCGAGGUGGAGGAGCUCCUGCGGCAGGCCACCGACAGGACGGUGCCCAGCGAGGUGCAGUACCACCAGCCGGUCUACUCCGCCCCCUACAGCGGCACCAGCAGACCGUCCACACCCAGGACACACAGCCCGGGCAGACCCCGACACCCAGCUGCCCCGGGAACGGACCUCAUGUCCACAAUGGUCAAGAAAAGGACACAUUCAAGACCGCCAGUCCCAGCUUCCUGCAUCGGACCACACCUCCAGAGUCCAGCGAGGUGGGGAAGAAGCCAUGCUGCCCUACUGCCACAUUCCAGGACCCAAACUGAUGGUCCUUCACCAGGUACCAGAGCUCCAGGACCCAGGACUGAUGGUCAUUCACCAGGUACCAAAUCUCCCGGACCCAGGACUGAUGGUCAUUCACCAGGUACCAGAUCUCCAGGACCCAGGACUGAUGGUCAUUCACCAGGCACCAAAUCUCCAGGACCCAGGACUGAUGGUCAUUCACCAGGUACCAAAUCUCCCGGACCCAGGACUGAUGGUCAUUCACCAGGCACCAGAUCUCCAGGACCCAGGACUGACCGCCGGUCACUGGUAGUCCCCACCCGGCAGCUCUUGUCUCCAUCACAGCCCGGUCUGACGGCAUGCCUGCCCCCAUGCAGGCGGUCCUCAGUGGGGUGGGAGGUCAGAGUCCUUCAGCCAGCAGUAAGUCUGAAGUGGACCCUGAAGUGGACUUCAGCAGACUCUCACCCUUCCAUGCUGGCAGUGCUUCUCCUGAACCUGGUCAACGCCCUGCCGGAGGGCCUGGAGUCUGAACCGGUCACCAUGAUCUUCAUGGGCUAUGAGAAUGCCGCGGACGAGGACGAGGACAUCCAGGCCGAGCUGGUCAUCGUAGGAAACAGUGAGGAAGAGGAAGAAGAUGGCGCUGAAGAUGAGGGUGAGACGGAGGAGUACCUGUCCUACCACCCACAGGGAUACCAGAGCAAAGUGUUCCGGCCCAAAGUGGGUGUAGCAAAGUUAGGCGGAGGAGACGUGGUCCCGGACACCUUCACACACUGUGACGACUUAGAGGCUCACAAGCCAACCUUCGUCCACAAGCCUGGAAAGACCAGCCCCUGCCUGCAGGGACAGGGCGUCGACCCGUCCACAAACACAGGCCCCGUCAACCUGGACCAGACCCAGCUGUGCUCCACUGGGAGAUAAGAGUAGAGAACCAGUUCCAGAUCAUCUGCAGGGCCGUCUCUUCCCCUGCUGCCUUGCUCAUGAGGUAACAGUGCAGUCUGGAGCUCUCUCAUAUCCUGACCAGAGAUGGAAACUCUUUCCCUCACAUCACUUCAACCAGAUCGGGCUUUGGAGAUUUGAGUGGCUUUAUUGCCACCUUCUGGCCACUUCGUGUUACUACAGUCACAUCACCACUGGUAAACUGACUGAGAGGUCAAAGAUUUUUAAUCUAACCAGCUGGUUUAAAAACGCUUGAGUCCAAAUCCUGACACAAUGAAUCAGUUUAGAUGAGCUGAAGACAAGCAGAACUCAUUUCAGGACUCCUCUCCCCCAGCAUCCCGCUGUGGACCAGCACUGAUGUAAUGAUCCACGAGAGUUUUAUCUGAACGCCACAGGAAGUGUCAAACUAACAACUAACUGCUUGUUUAGAUGUGUUUUUCUCUGAAUGGAACUAU